Messenger RNA from Heterotrigona itama, 1082 nucleotides. The record is from the annotation of a GenBank genome assembly. NCBI's taxonomy places the organism in Eukaryota, Metazoa, Arthropoda, Insecta, Hymenoptera, Apidae.
AUGUCAAAAAACGAGAAGAAAUUCGACGGAAUGUUGCUGGUCAUGGCCCAGCAACACGAAGGUGGUGUACAAGAGGUAAUUGUUUCUUUGCCGGUUUAGGUUAGAUUUUACUUGGAACACAACAAAAUUAUUUUCAAAAUUGCGUAUUUAUUCACAACAUCACGUAUCAAUGAAAUAUCGUUUAUUUCGCAGCUGCUUGACACAAUCUUCAGUUUUCUUGCGAGAAAAACAGAUUUUUACACGGGAGGUGGGGAAGGAGCUGCAAAAAAAGUAAUUGUCAUUUUUAUAUGAUUCUAAGCUUUUAUGUCAGUAAUCGAUAUUAUUACUUCUUGUGGAUUUUACAUUUCGUAUUGCCAUCUUUAUAUUUAUAGCUUGUCAUUAGUAAAUUCAAAAAGCAUGAAGCUACAGCUAUUGCGAAAGUAGCCAGUGAAAAGGCAGAACGCGCAGAACAAGAAAAACGGCGUAAAGAAAGGUUGGAAAAGAAAAAGAGAGAAGAGAAAGCUAAGGAAGAAAAACUUAAUUCAGAGUCUAAGAUUGUUGAACUGACUGAUGAACAGGCUGUUAAGUUACAGGAGGAAAUAAACAAUAAACAAUCGGCUAAAGAAUUACCUGCUGUUCCUGGUCCAAGUGGCGAUAAUGUAGAGAACGAUAAAAAGGAAGAAAACUCAGAAGAAGAGGAAGAAGAUGAAAGAGAGAAAAACAAACUCAGGCCUAAUAGUGGAAACGGAGCAGAUUUACCCAAUUACAGAUGGACUCAGACACUUCAGGACUUGGAGAAUAUGGCUAAACGACAGAGUCGACGUACAAUAGUGCGUGACAAUGAAUUUGAAAGUGAUGAUAGUGAUUGUUUGGAGGACAUAGAACAACAAUUUCAAAGAAUGUGUGCAUCUGAAAUCGAAAGUGGUGAAGAUUCAGAGGACAUGUUUACAUUCAGACAAAGCAGACGUAUGAAUUGUGAUACAUUUGAAAGUAGUAAUGAAACGGACCAGAACAGCGAUUGGCAGAAUGUUACUGAAAACGACACCUAUUCCAGUUCCAUCGAAUUUUCUAUGGGAGACAAGGUGCAAGGGCCGCAAGUUCCG